GCUGACCAUCAGAGGACACAGUUGUAACUUCCAGUGAUUCAAACGGGAAUGAUUACAAAGUUAUUUGUUGGACCGAUCCUUUCAGAGGAGCUGUGAGGGAAAACCCAUGAUGCCGAAAGAACGUUUAGGUGCCAAACCUCGGAGAGGGACUGCUGGGGGAGCUGGUCACCUGUGUCACUGUCAGCCUUCAGCCGGCCUUUCCCUGACCGAGGAGAGGUUUCUGGCGGCCGUGGAAUACGGCAACCUUCCCAAAGUGAAACGGAUGCUGGAGGAGCUCCCACACCUCAAUGUCAACUGUGUAAACUACAUGGACCACAAUGCACUGCAGCUGGCAGUUGCCAGGGAACAUUUAGACAUUUGUAAGCUUCUUCUAAAAAAGAAAGAACUUGCCAGAAUAGGGGAUGCUUUGCUGUUAGCCAUCAGUAAAGGUCACAGCCACAUAGUGGAGGUCAUAUUGAGCCAUGAAGCCUUAGACAGUCAAAGGCUGACCAGUCUCAGCCACUUGGAUGGUUUGUUUUCUCAUGAUGCUGAAGGCACAUGUUUCUUUCACGGCAUCAGUCCCAUCAUCCUGGCCUCCCAGUGCCACCAGUAUGAAAUAGUGCAUAUGCUUCUGACCAGAGGGGCCCGCAUCGAGCGGCCCCACGACUGCUUCUGUCAGUGCAGGACUUGCUGCGAGCGGCGAGGGCGUGACGCUUUUAGCCACUCCAAGUCUCGAAUCAGUGCGUACAAAGGCCUGGCCAGCCCAGCGUAUCUUUGUCUUUCCAGUCAGGAGCCGGUGAUGGCAGCACUGGAGCUGAGCAAUGAGCUCGCGGUCCUGGCAAACACUGAAAAGGAGUUUAAGAACGAGUACAUAAAGCUGUCUGUGCAGUGUAAAGACUUUGUGGUGGGACUCCUGGAUUUGUGUCGAAACACGGAGGAGGUGGAGGCCAUCUUAAACGGUGACCCCGAGUCCGGUGCCGACUCUGACACCCGCUGCAGACCAAACCUCAUCAGGUUAAAACAUGCAAUAAAAUACGAAGUAAAAAAGUUUGUGGCUCAUCCAAACUGCCAGCAGCAGCUGCGCUCCAUCUGGUACGACAACUUGUCUGGACUGUGUCAGAAAACGUUGGCCUUUAAAAUCCUCCUGGUCCUGGGUGUAACUGCUGGACUGCCUAUCCUGGCUUUUAUUCACUGGAUCGCACCGACAAGUAAGUUGGGCCGACUUAUGUGCGGCCCCUUCCUGAAGUUUGUGGCUCACACGGCUUCCUUCGUGACCUUUCUGUGCCUGCUGGUCCUGAACGCAGCAGACCGCUUUACGGGAACAUCCCUGCUGCCCAACAUGACCGCCCACGACUACCCCUCCCAGCUCUUCCGGAUGAAGACCACCCCGUUCACCUGGAUGGAGAUUCUCAUCUGUUCUUGGGUCAUAGGUAAAAUAUGGGAGGAAUGCAAAGUUAUUUGGUCACAAGACAUCGGAGAGUACAUCUCAGAACCCUGGAACCUUCUUGACUUUAGUAUUUUGUCGAUAUUUUUGACCUCUUUCGUGGCCAGGUUAAUGGCUUUGUGGCACGCACGUUCUGCACAGUGUUACUUUGACAAGUACUACAGAGACACGUCCAACAUGACCUUACCCUUUGAGAUACAGUACUUCCAGCUGGCGAGAGUCCACUGGAUGCCCUCGGACCCGCAGCUCAUUUCCGAAGGCCUCUACGCCGUCGCCGUCGUUCUGAGUUUCUCUCGCGUCGCGUACAUCCUGCCCGCCAGCGAGAGGUUCGGGCCUCUGCAGAUCUCCCUGGGGAGAACCGUGAAAGACAUUUUUAAAUUCAUGGUGAUCUUCGUAACCGUUUUUGUCGCGUUCAUGGUGGGCAUGUUCAACCUCUACUCGCACUACCUCGGGGCCAAGCGCAGCGUCGCAUUUACAACAGUUGAAGAAAGUUUCAAAACCUUAUUCUGGGCCAUCUUUGGACUGUCAGAAGUGAAAUCAGUGGUGAUUACCAUCGACCACAAGUUCAUUGAGAACACAGGUUAUGUUCUUUACGGCGUGUACAACAUCAUCAUGGUGAUAGUUUUGCUGAAUAUGCUCAUAGCGAUGUUCAACAGCUCCUUCCAGGAAAUCGAGGACGAUGCGGAUGUGGAGUGGAAGUUUGCCCGAGCCAAACUGUGGUUCUCCUACUUCGACCACGGUAGCACCCUGCCCGUGCCCUUCAACCUCGUCCCCAGUCCCAGAUCUGUUGCUUCCCUCAUGGUGAGCGUGAAACACCUUCUCUGGGAUGCAACUAAAGGCAAAAGCAAAGAAACCCCAAAUGAUGAGAUGGAACUUAACAAUUCAAGAAAACGCAAAGAACCGAAGGACUCCACUCAUCCCCUCACUCCUCAUCAGAAAGUGAUGAGCAGCCUCAUUAAAAGAUACAUUAUUAAAGCACAGAGAGACACGGAUAAGGACGAAGUGAACGAAGGUGAGCUGAAAGACAUCAAACAGGACAUCUCCCGCCUUCGUUACGAGCUGCUGGACCGAGGGAACCGUGGCGUGGAUCCACUGGCAGAGCUUGUUAGACAGCUGGACGAGAAGGAUUUAAUCAAUGUAAUCAAAUGAGAUGAGUUUCCUGGACUUUCUUAAACUUUCUCCAUAAUGAUACAAUAAAUCAGAACCAAAUCAUUCUCUAUCUCAAACUUGAUACAGGUGUUUAAAUUUAAAAAAAUGUUUUCAAAUGUUGCUGAAAUUUUUCAUCAAUAUUCACUUAAAUUACGUUUGGAAACUUGUCUGCUCCAGUAUCAAAUAACCAUAUGUUUGCUCCUUCACUAAUGGACUCUGUUUUCAAUACCUSGAGUUUAAAGGGAAUAACUUCUCUAAAUGAUCUUU
Molecule: messenger RNA, 2839 nt
Organism: Austrofundulus limnaeus
Lineage: Eukaryota; Metazoa; Chordata; Actinopteri; Cyprinodontiformes; Rivulidae
Product: short transient receptor potential channel 6
Exons: 12
Coding region: 107-2572 (821 amino acids)
Biological process (GO): calcium ion transmembrane transport; single fertilization; regulation of cytosolic calcium ion concentration
Cellular component (GO): cation channel complex; plasma membrane
Molecular function (GO): protein binding; store-operated calcium channel activity; inositol 1,4,5 trisphosphate binding
Source: RefSeq, a predicted model, not a curated record